CAGAAGGCUCGGGACAGAAAAAGACUGGGGCAGAGAGGGAGAGAAAGAGAGCGAGAGACAGCCUAGAAAAAAGAACCCUUUUUCACUGGGUUCCCUCUUUACAUUGAGCCUUUUGAAAAGGGGGAGUAGGAUGCCCGGAGAACGUUGAGACCAUGAGGCUGCGCUUUGACCGGUGAAGCCCUCGCUGUCCGGGCAGGAAUUGGACGAUGCGUGCCCCGUUGCGCCCCAGAAGCGGCUGCCUGGUACUGUGCCUGUCCGUCUCCCUGCUCAUGCUGCUGCUGCAGGUCAUGUGGGUCCCUCCAGAGACAGCGCGGGAUGCGCCCCCAGGGAGGGGCCCCAGUGACCGGGAGGGCCCUCGGCACAGUGUGCGCAGGCUGGCCCUGCGUCUGGACUCCCUCAGCUCCCAGAUGCAGCGACUGGCCAGAGAGAGAGAAGAGCCUCCAUCUGCACAGCCUGACAUUGUGCACAUCCUGCAAACCUUCAGGCAGGAGCACAGAAACCUGCAGCAGACCAUGGAGAAGGAGUUACUGCACAUGUCCCAGAAACUGGACCAGCUCCUCCAGAGGACCCCUGCAGCCCUGCCCCAUGAACAUGCCUCACACGCAGGUCUCCCUCGGGCGUGUGAAGUACCAGACAAUCCUGAGUUCGCUCUGUGUGCGGGGAAAGUUGAGUUUCUGAGGGCCAGCUGGAGGUCUGACGCCUGCUAUGCCUUCUAUGGUGUGGACGGCUCCACCUGCUCCAUCCUGGCCUACCUGAGCGAGAGAGAGGAUUUCUGCCCGCCUCUUCCUGGCAGGAACCGGACCACUCUGCCCUGGCAUCAACAGCCCAGCGGGCACAAAGAGGAGGCAGUGAUUCAGACGGACUUCAGGCCUCUGUAUGAGUCGAUGGGAAGUGGCCAGGGCCCUGCUGCGAGGUUCAUGCGGUCCAGGAUAGAGGGGCUGGCAGCCAGGUGGAGAGAGGCUGGGGAGAGCAUGAGGCUGAGAAUCCCUCACGGGGCCACACGUCGGCUGAGGGUGCUGCUGUACCCGGGAAUUCUGGCGGGGGGCACUGGCCAGCGUUUCGAGGAGACGCUGGAACGGGGGGGUCCUCUGGGGGAGCUGGUGCAGUGGGCGGACGUGAGCGCUGCCAUCUUUGUCCUGGGGCACAACCUGACCUUCGCCGCCUCCCAGACCCGGCUGCUCAGUCUGAUAGGGGCUGCACCAGGCAGAGGGAGCUGUCCCAUUCUCAGGCCCUUGCCCUUUGACCUCAUCUACACUGACUACCACGGCCUGGCUCAUCUUCAGGGAGCUAUGGGCCUUUCCUUCCAGCACUACCAGUGCCGCUUCCGAAUUCUGGACUCCUUCGGCACGGAACCGGCCUUCAACAUCAGAGAAUACGCACGUCGCCGUGGCUACAGCACAGCAUGGGGCAGCUGGGGUCUGCAGCCGCUGCAGUACAUGACCAUGUUCCCACACACUCCUGAUAACUCCUUCAUGGGGUUUGUGAGCGAGGUGGUGGGGAGUGGAUGGGAGGUGAGCACGAAGGAACACAGGAAGGAAGACAUGGCCGUGGUCUACGGGAAACAGGAGUACAUGUGGCAGGGGAAGAAGGGAUACCUGGAGGUUAUCGGCAGAGAGCUGGAGCUCCACGCCACCGUGUUCCAGCCCCCGGGCCGCCCCUCUGCGCUGCCCGACUUCAUCAGCAACCACGGCCUGCUGCCCCAGGACCGGCUCCAGCAGCUGCUCCUCAGAGCCAAGCUGUUUGUCGGCCUCGGAUUUCCAUACGAGGGACCCGCGCCGCUGGAGGCCGUUGCCCUGGGCUGCGUGUUCCUCCAGCCGCGCUUUCAGCCCCCGCACUCGGCCGAAAACAGCAACUUCUACCAGGGGAAGCCCACCAGCAGGCAGGUCCACUCCCAGCACCCGUAUGCUGAAGACUUCAUCGGUAAACCCUACGUGUGGACUGUGGACAUGGAUAACAGCACUGAGGUUCGAGAGGCGGUUAGAGCCAUUAUGAGAACGGAAGUGAAGCCCUUCAUCCCCCGUGAGUUUACCUGCGAGGGGAUGCUGGAGAGAGUCUAUGCCUACAUCACUCACCAGGAGUUCUGCGGCGCCUCGCUCCCCGCCUGGCCCCCGGAGGGCGCUCUGUCGGCCCGGCUGGGCGCGCUGGGGCAGUCGUGCGUGGCGGUUUGCCGCCGGGCCUCUCUGGUGUGCGAGCCGGCCCUGUUUCACCACCUCAACCAGCCUGCAGCCUUCAAGAGGCUAGGUCUGGUGUGCGCGAGCACCGAGCGGGAAGUGGACCACCUGUUCCCGUCCUACAACCCCUGGGGGCGCCGCUGCUCCCUGCAGGAGGACCAGCGGCUGUUCAGCUGCGCCGGCGCCCACCCCUCCUACAGCCGCCUGUGCCCGUGCAGGGCCUACCAGCCCGGCCAGGUGGCGCUGUGUCCCCUCUGCCUGUAGGGGGUGUGAUGGAGCAUCGCGCCAGAAAUUUUGAUCACUGAAAGAUCGUCUGAAAGAACAUUCAAGAAUGACAAACUACGGCUGGUCGUGUCCUAACCUACGCGCCUCGUUAAGAGACUCAAACCCCCCGCUACGACCGGCGGAAAAUUCCAGUUCGGUUUAGCUCACCGUAUCGCCCUCACCAGGAACCGCGCUCAGACAGCGAGCUGCCGGAGGGGCCGCGCCGCUUCCUGCGCCUCGCGUGUCCGUUGUGCCGGGCUCGCCGGAGCGUGAAAUUGCUUCGCCGAGAGUGGUUCCUGAAUCGCCGCCGCUCGGUUGCUGCGCGAGCCCUCGCCGAGAAUCCGCCGAGAGUGAAACAUAAAGGAGCCCAUUACCGGCGGUGAGUCACGGGGCCCCGUCUCCUAACCUUUCCGAGGGAGGGAGCAACGGUUUGAUUAAAACAGAUACGGUCGCGAUCCGGCCGA
Molecule: messenger RNA, 2899 nt
Organism: Anguilla anguilla (European eel)
Lineage: Eukaryota; Metazoa; Chordata; Actinopteri; Anguilliformes; Anguillidae
Product: alpha-1,6-mannosylglycoprotein 6-beta-N-acetylglucosaminyltransferase B-like
Exons: 18
Coding region: 207-2435 (742 amino acids)
Biological process (GO): protein N-linked glycosylation
Cellular component (GO): Golgi apparatus
Molecular function (GO): alpha-1,6-mannosylglycoprotein 6-beta-N-acetylglucosaminyltransferase activity
Source: RefSeq, a predicted model, not a curated record